AUGACUGCUGCAUCCCCGUCCUACCUGGUGCUACCAGGCUUCCCUCCGGAAUCAGGAGACUCUUUUACUAUUACUGUGUUUUGCAUAAAAUUUAAAACCCAUGGGGAAUACACUAAACAGGUUGAGUACUCAGCAAUAGAUGAGGAAACUUAUCAGAAAUGCAGAUCAGCCACAGCACUUUUACAAAGUAGCAUAAGACAAAUAAAAGAAGCAAGAGCAAACCUCCAAGAAUUAUAUAACGAGGUUAGAGAUGAGUAUAAAAACUGCAAAAACAAGUCCGAAAGGAAGGAUUUGAUGAUUGAAAUUGAACAAAUAGAGGAAGAAUCGCAGCUACAAUCUGCGAUAGCUGAAGCAAACGACCUAACAUUCAUGCUAACAGCGCGCCUUGAUGAAACAAAAAAUAUGCGCGAAAAUAUGGAAAUCAAACUGGGAUACAUGUCCCUAAAGCCCCAAAGAGACAAUAAUGUCAACAAUGAAGAAAACGAAGAAGGGGAUGGUGAAAUUGAUAAUACAAACGAAAAUUGCGUGAGAGACACCACAAUGCCAUCUUGCUCGCAAGACACAUCAAAUUCAGCAUCCACAUGCAAUAGUGGCACAGCCAAAAGGACGCUGAGGUCAAUAAAACCUCCACAAGCCACACUACCAAAAUUUUACGGGAAUUCUGACGACUUCCCAGAAUACUGGGCCGUUUUUGAAGCCCUUGUCCAUAACAGUGAAGAACUGGACAUUAUGGAAAAGAUACUACUACUCAAAGAAAGUUUAAAGGGUCGAGCGCAAACAGCCAUCAAAGGGAUAAAACUCAUUCCUGAAAAUUACAAUUGGUUGAUCAAAACUUUACAGGAGAAUUACUCCAAUCACCAGUCUAAUAGAUCACAAAUAGUCAAAAAAUUGGUCAGUAUGAGUGUGGCAAACAAUUCCGCAGACAUCUGCUCUGCAACAUUUGAUCAAAUAAGAAUGCUGACCUACCAAAUGAUUUCUGCAGGAUAUCAUGUAGGGAAAACCUGCGACCCAAUGUGGUGUGAAACAAUCUUAUCUAAAUUCCCUGAAGACAUCAUAAAAUCUGUAUUAGUGGCCAGUCAAUCACAAGACCGGCAAACAGUUGAUGACCUCAUGAAUCUCUUAAAAAUAGAGAUCACUGCAAAAGUCUACGUCGAAAGCAGACUUGGCCAUAAACAUAUCAACAAGGCCAUCCCAUCAAAGACCAAUCAUGACAACUUAAGGACUAAUCGUAACUGCUUGUUCUGUCAUAAGGACAAUCAUGUAUCAAUGCAGUGCCGAACGGUCACGGAUCAAAGCAUUCGCCGCAAGAUGCUUAAGGAGCAGAAUCGCUGUUGGAAAUGUUGCUCCCCUAAUCAUAGCAGCUUUGAUUGCCAAAGAUCAGACUGUCUAAAGUGCGGACAAAAACACCACAUGAGCCUCUGCUUUAAGACAGAGCAACUCAGCCAAAACAACAGCUCGAAACCCAAAUUUGUUCGUGUUGGCCAAAACCAGCAAAGGCAACACAGCUGGCAAAAUAGAGAGGAAAACAAUCGAAAUAUUCCACAAAGGCUCAAACCAAUAAACACUCAGGUGUCUGUGGAACCCCCACAGAUCAAGGAAAACUCCAUUCAGCACAGUCAAACUAGCAAACAACUAAUAUUAAUGACUGCUGAAGGCAAUAUUUGGGAUGCCAGAAAACAGACAUAUGAAAAAGUGCUAUUUUUCUUCGAUUCUGGGGCACAAAAAACAGUAAUCGAAGAAAAUCUUGCACAACAGCUCGGUCUACCCAAGAACACGACCGAAAUCUGCACCAUGUCCGGAAUUGGUGGCCAUAUCGAGUGCUUCGAAAGUCAUAAGGUUCCGGUAAAACUAGGAACUGCUUUCGGAGGAGAAAUUUGCAUGACCAUACAGACCAAACCAGUCAUAACAAACGGAUUCCCUUCAGUGAAAUUGAACACGGAAGAUAUUGAGUUCUUGAAAACAAACACUAUCUGUCUAGCAAAUUCAAAGCUUCGUGGUGAACAUCAAAAUCCACACAUUCUCGUUGGACUGGACUACUACCACGAUUUAGUUACGGAUCCAGCAAACGGAAUCCGAACACCAUCUGGCUUUCAUAUAGCAAAAACGGUUUUUGGACCCACAAUUUAUGGUCGAGGAAUCAGCAAAGUAAGUGAAACCGCUAACACAGUAUGUCACAGCCUGACAAUUUCCGAAAACACGGAACAAGAACUCUUACAGAAAAUGUUUGAGUUGGACGGCCUCGGUAUCAUGCCGGAAGAAACCCAGGGAGACGAAAAAGUUCAAAGAUGUUUCGAGGAAUACUCGAAAUUGAUCUCAUUUGAAAACAACAUCAUCACAGCUCCCUUUCCGCUGAAAGAAAAUGUAAUCCAGUUAGAAAAUAACUACUCAGUAGCUAUAAGAAGACUAGAAUCCUUACAAAACAUCCUCUUAUGUAAUCCUGAACAAAAGCAAUGGUACUGCGAUCUUGUGAACAAAUAUGUCAGCGAAGGGAUCGUAGAGAACUUCGACACAGCAGACCGCUAUGCAGCUGGAAUCUAUUACAUGCCACACAGAGGGGUAUGGAAACCACAGAAAAUGGUUCCUUUAGGGAUAGUUUUCGACGCUUCGUCUAAACGAAGAGGCCACCUCAGCCUGAACGACGUCAUUCGAAAAGGGGAAUCCUUCGUUAACAGAAUACACGACAUUCUUACCUCCUCAAGGUUCACGAAGAUCGUCUUAAUGUGUGACAUUGAAUCCGCCUUCACACAAAUUCGACUGGUAGACGCACACAAGGAUCUAUGCAGAUUCUUGUGGCUUCGGAAUGUCAAUCACCCACCAACAAAAGACAACGUCAAAUAUAGAUUUAGAAGGUUGCCUUUUGGAGUUACUGCUUGUCCGAGUAUACUAAACAUGGCGAUUCUGUCCUACUUGGAAUCCCAGAACUCGGGACUAUCCACAGAAAUUGCCAAGAAUUUGUAUGUGGAUAAUAUACUUUUGCAAGCAAAAUCGGUUCCUGAAGCUGUAAGAAAGUACAAGGAAUCAAAGUAUCUCUUCAGCAAGAUAGGGAUGAAUCUACGCGAGUAUAUCUCAAAUUCUGAAGAAGUAAAUUCAAGGAUUCCAUAUUCCGACAAACUCCAAUCUGGAUCAAUGAAAAUACUAGGAGUUGAUUACAAUACUAUAACAGACAACUUUACUGUGAGAACAAAGUUUGUUCACAAUAAAAAAUUAACUAAGGGAGAUGUCGUGAGCCAAACUAAUUCCAUUUACGACCCAAUAGGUCUCACAGGACCGCUCAUGGUUAAACUGAAGUCCAUGAUGCGAGAAAUCUUCGAUUCAAAAGUGGACUGGAAAACUCCGCUCGAUCAAAAGAUAUGCGACGAAUGGUACAAAUUGUGUAAAGAAGUAGAUCUAGCAACAUUAUCAAUUCCUAGGUACGUACUAUCACCCAGAGUGGCGGAUAGGGGGCUAACCGCGGACCAAAAGCGACCUUGUGCUUGCCCAGAGACGCAGGUGGAUUCAGGGGAUGGACUCCCUGCUUCUGCUGUGCCAGGACUGACUCAUAAAAUCAUUGUAUCCCGCACGUCGGUCCGGCCAAAAGCCUGCAAUCAAUUGACUGGGAGGUGCAAGGGAGGCGGUUUGGAGUCGCCUCCAACAAAUAAGCUCCACAUGUCCACUCUGGGAGAACGGAAGUUCUCCCAAAAACCCAUGGGACUAGAGGCUUGCAACCUGCCCGUGGGUUUUAAAUUUCAUGCAAAAAACAGUAAUAGAAAAGAGUCUCCUGACUCCGGUAGAAAGCCUGGUACGGUAGCGCCAGGUAGGACGGGGUUGCAGGAGUCAUGUAGGCUACCGAAACGGAAAAGGACUAGGAUGACGAUCUGUACUUAUAACGCACGCACGCUUGCAUCGGAAGCGACCAUCGAAGAUCUGAUGGUGCAAGCCAAGAAGAUCAAGUACGACGUCAUCGGACUGACCGAGACGAGACGACGUCACUCUCUCAACGCUGUAUUUGAAACUGGAGAAGAACUGUUCUUAGGAACAUGCGACAAUAGAGGUGUUGGUGGAGUUGGCGUCCUCGUCAACACGAGUAUGGCACAGAACAUCGACUCUUUCGAACAACUCACGACCCGAAUCGGACGUCUGCGGAUGAGAAGAUGUGGUCCCACACCGGCUUUGACUAUCUUCGUCGCUUACGCUCCAACAUCAAGCUACGAAGAAGAAGAAGUCGAAGCUUUCUAUAUGGACCUGGAGAAGUUCUACCGAGAAGAUCAUGCCUUUUACAAGGUCAUAAUUGGCGACUUCAACGCCAAAGUUGGCCCAAGAAGAACGCCGGAGGAACUUCACAUCGGGACCCACGGCCUACAAUGGAAUGACCAGGGGGAGAGGCUUUCCGAGUUCAUCAUGACGACUAAGACCAUCCAUGGGAACUCGCAAUUCCAGAAGCCCUCCUCUCUACGCUGGACGUGGGAGUCACCCGGUGGAGGGUACCGUAAUGAGAUAGACCACAUCAUCGUCAAUAAAAGGUUCUGCCUGACGGAUGUCGCUGUUGUACCAAAGUUCUAUACGGGAUCGGACCAUCGCCUCCUCCGAGGAAGAUUUUCUUUCACGCGGAGAGCAGAGAAAGCCGCCAAGUUCAGCAAGAGAAAUCCCAGAACUACCAUCAACUGGGAUCUCUUCGCUACGUUAGCCGGCUUUUGGGAAGAUUCCGCAAUGGACAACAUCGACGAGGAAUACGACCGGCUUGUCAAACACCUUCAUGACUGCGCGAAGAAGGCUGAGAGUAUUAAAACAACCAAGAGACGCCUGUCUCUUGAAACUCUUGAGCUGAUACGCCAGCGUGGAGCAGCACGAGCCGCAGGGAACCAAGAGCUUACGUCCGAGCUCGCAAGGCUUUGCAGAGAGGCGAUAAAGAAAGACCUUAAAGAGAGAAGAGCAGAAGUGCUGGCUGAAGCAGCAGAGGCGGGAAAAAGCAUCCGCUAUGCCCGCCGAGACUUCGCCAGUCGCAAGACAAAGAUGACAGCUCUCCGGAACCCGAAGGGAACAACCAUUGCAUCGAGAAGGGGAAUGGAGAAAAUCAUCUACGACUUCUACUCUGAUCUCUUCGACAGCCGUGCCCACUUGCCUCCUCACCAUCUGAGGGAAGAUGGACAUGUCAUUCCAGCGGUUCUCCCGUCCGAAAUACGACAUGCUAUCAUGUCGGUGAGAAAUCGUACAGCAGCCGGUCCCGACAGAAUAAAACCAGAACACCUGAAGAACCUUCCGCCAGUACUCAUCAACACCCUGGCGAGGAUCUUCACACGUUACCUGUCGGAAUGCAAGGUCCCUAAACAGUGGAAGACCAGCAAGACCGUGUUGCUGUAUAAAAAGGGAGAUCCACAUGACAUCGGCAACUAUCGCCCAAUCUGCUUACUGUCCGUCAUCUACAAGCUCUUCACAAGAGUGAUCCUUAAUAGGAUUGAAAAGGUCUUGGAUGAAGGACAACCAUGCGAGCAAGCAGGGUUUCGAAAAGGAUUCAGCACGAUCGACCAUAUUCACACUGUUUCGAGACUCAUCGAGGUAUCACGAGAGUACAAGAUGCCGCUCUGUCUCACUUUCAUCGACUUGAAGAAGGCCUUUGACUCAGUUGAGACGGAAGCGGUCGUGGAAGCCUUGGACAACCAAGGCGUUCCCACUCAGUACAUAAAGGUGCUUCGAGAGUUGUACAGUAACUUCACGACCGGAAUCUCGCCAUUCUACAAGAAUAUCAUCAUUGACGUGAAGAGGGGGGUUCGACAGGGUGAUACAAUCUCACCCAAAAUAUUCACAGCCACCCUCGAGAACGCAAUGCGAAAGUUGGAAUGGGACGACAUGGGAGUGAAGAUCGAUGGUCGGCAGCUACACCAUUUGCGCUUUGCUGAUGACAUCGUACUGAUAACACCUAGCAUCAGCCAAGCGGAACGAAUGCUGACCGAAUUCGCCGAAACAUGUGGAUGCAUCGGUCUUGAGCUGAAUCUUCAAAAGACGAUGUUCAUGCGGAACGGAUGGAUCUCGGAUGCCCCAUUCACGCUCAACGGAACGAACAUAUCCGAAUGCACCAGCUACGUCUAUCUGGGUCGGGAAUUGAACAUGAUGAACGACCUGGCCCCCGAGCUGGGCAGGAGGAGAAGAGCGGCUUGGGGAGCGUACAAGAGCAUCGAGGACGUAGUGAAGAAGACCAAGAACACCCGGCUCCGUGCUCACCUCUUCAACACCACCGUACUUCCUGCUUUGACCUAUGCCUCAGAAACCUGGGCACUUCGCAAGCAGGAAGAAAACGCGGUGAGCGUCAUUGAACGCGCAAUUGAGAGAGUGAUGCUAGGAGUAUCCCGUUUCAAGCAAGUGAGAGACGGGAUUCGAAGUUCUCUCCUACGUCAGCGAUCGAAGAUCAGAGACGCCGCCGCGUUUGCCAAGGAAAGUAAAAUAAGGUGGGCCGGACACGUGAUGCGCUUUAACGACAACCGUUGGACCAGAGCCGUGAGCGACUGGAUUCCCCGCGAUAUUAAGCGCAAUACAGGAAGACCGCCGACCCGAUGGUCAGAUUUCUUCACGAAGUCCUUCAAAGAAAAUUACGAUGCUCUUCGUGUCCCACGCGAAAGGAGGAACCACUGGGCUACUCUGGCACGCGACCGGGACAAAUGGAAGAAUUACUGGCGCCCGCUCGACCGGUUCGAAGACCAACGGGAGUCAAGUGAAAUUGCCUGGUACUGGAUCAAAUCUUCAAAAAAAGUUCCUGUUUUCGUGGCAAAUCAGCGAGCAAAAAUACUUAGUAUUAAACAGCAACUCGAUAAUCGUGGUGCUACGGUCAAAUUUUUCCAUGUUAGCACCGAAAACAAUCUAGCUGAUGCUGGAACGAGAGGUCUGACAGCACAAGAAAUUAUCGAGAAUGACUGGAUCAAAGGACCACGCUGGCUGGAAAAUCACUGCAGCGGGUGGCCUAUCAAGUCGAUAAACACACUAUCUGACGUCCAUGAGAAUGACGAAAUAGAAACAAUGGUUACUACUACAUUGAAAGUAACCACGUCAGAAAACAAACAACAAGAACAGCUUAUUGAUCUCAAGCGUUUUUCGAAAAUCGACAACGUGCUACGUGUGCUAGCAAAGACUGCAAAAACAAUGAAAAAUUGGGUUGCAAAAACCAAUCAAAAUCGCUCGUCACCGAUAAAAGUAUCAGAAGUCGACAAAUUUGAUAACGUGUUCGAAAUAACGGCAUCAGAUAUGGUCAACGCGGAACGCCUUCUAAUUAGCCAUGAACACAGAAGCAUUAAUCUUGACGCUCUAAAAAAAGCGAUUUCAUGA
Molecule: messenger RNA, 7290 nt
Organism: Necator americanus (New World hookworm)
Lineage: Eukaryota; Metazoa; Nematoda; Chromadorea; Rhabditida; Ancylostomatidae
Exons: 4
Coding region: 1-7290 (2429 amino acids)
Biological process (GO): proteolysis
Molecular function (GO): aspartic-type endopeptidase activity
Source: RefSeq, a predicted model, not a curated record